AUGCGGUCAGCUUUACUCGCGCAAAUUCGCCAGGAACAACCGAAAGAGCAGGUCAACAGACUGGCAGUGGUCGAGACUUAUCCACCGUUUGGCUCGCUGGUGCCAUUGACAGGCGUGUUUUCGCUGGCACAGACUGCAGCACGGAUUACUGCACCUGGGGAGCUCCCGGGAAUGUCAGUACGUUUCGGCAAGCUUACCAAUGAUGACUUGGAUGCAUACCGCUUUGUGUGCACACAGUACAUUGGCCUUAUAAGAUAUGCUGACCCGGAUGAGAAGGUUGUUGGAUAUGACAAAGCUGGGCGGUUCAAAGCCUGCGACGAUGCUAUUGCGGCGGUGGGGCGUGCGCGUGAUGUGCUCAAGAAGACAGAUGCGAAGGACGAGGCGCAGAAGGCGGACGUGACAGCCUUCCAGAAGGAGGUGUCUGCGAUUGGUGUGAACUUGGCUGGCUUCUUUGCAUUGAUUCCACAGGGCGACUUCGUGAAAGCCCUGUCGCUGUCGCAGAAGCUUCGAAACAUGGAUACUGACAAGGACAACCAGCUGUCCGAGGAGGAGGUUACGACUGUCCGAUCUGGCAUGAAGCCCUUGGCACAAGAUGAUACAGAUGUCGUCGCAGCUCUGAGGAAACUAGGAGCUGGGAGACUCUUGAUUCCAUAG
Molecule: messenger RNA, 654 nt
Organism: Symbiodinium sp. CCMP2456
Lineage: Eukaryota; Dinophyceae; Suessiales; Symbiodiniaceae
Source: the annotation of a GenBank genome assembly